This is a messenger RNA of Verticillium dahliae VdLs.17, 534 nucleotides long. RefSeq lists its product as uncharacterized. Bases 134 to 487 code for a protein of 117 amino acids. Lineage: Eukaryota; Fungi; Ascomycota; Sordariomycetes; Glomerellales; Plectosphaerellaceae. The record is from RefSeq and is a predicted model, not a curated record. The transcript is spliced from 2 exons.
CAUGAGCAGAAUUGUACGUUGCGCCUCGAUAUAAAGGGCUGCUCUCCGUGAGACAGAGACCACAACUCUUCGUCUCAAAACAACCUCCUCCUGCAUACCCAGACAAGCCCAACUACCCACGACGAAACAUACCAUGGAUACCCCACUAAAGGUUCGGCGCAAAAGACGGGGACUGAGCUUGUAUAACAAGAUCUUCGAGUAUGGCGAGCUUUUCGACAUGAACAUCACCAUCAUCGCCCAAGAGAGAGCCAGCGGGGACUACGAGGUCUUCCAGCCGGUUCGGAACGAUAACUGGCCUCCCGCCAUGAGAGACAUCCGUCCUGAGAUUCUCCACACCGGCCGCCCGAUCACACCCAAGUGUGGCAGGGGACGUCAAUCCAAGCUAAGAAAGAUAGAGAAACUGCUCCAACAGCGCAAGGUGCCAAAGCCGCCGAAAAUCCAGAAGAUUGAGCGUGGAGUGGAGGAAAUCUCUCUGGAUAGAGCCUGAGUCUCGGGUGAACUUUGAUAGCCCAAUUGAAUACCUCCUUUUCGCCA